This is a messenger RNA of Sphaerulina musiva SO2202, 1118 nucleotides long. Its product is annotated as NAD(P)-binding protein. Bases 68 to 946 code for a protein of 292 amino acids. Gene Ontology annotation, cellular component: intracellular anatomical structure. Lineage: Eukaryota; Fungi; Ascomycota; Dothideomycetes; Mycosphaerellales; Mycosphaerellaceae. Gene Ontology annotation, molecular function: oxidoreductase activity, acting on NAD(P)H, oxygen as acceptor. The transcript has 2 exons. The record is from RefSeq and is a predicted model, not a curated record.
GUCGAGAUGGAUAUUCUUCUCUUCCUUCUCCCUCAAACCACCAAGUACAAGUAAGAAAUCCACUACAAUGGCCUCUCCCACAGCAGUCUUUCGCAAGAACGCCACCGCCCUCAUCACCGGAGCCGCGAGUGGCGUUGGCCUCGCCGUAGCCAAGCUAUGUGCCUCCCACUCCAUGAACAUCUACCUCGUGGACAACAACAAGGAAGCCCUCAACUCCGCCAAGGAGAGCGUCAAGAGCAGCGGCACCGUCAACACUCAUGUUCUCGAUGUUGCCAACCUCGAAGACUGGGCCACACUCCGGAAGAAAGUGGAAGGGGAGGGCAAGAAACUGGAUUUCCUCCAUCUCAAUGCCGGCAUUGGCCUGAAGAGCGACUGGACCGACGCGGCAUACUUUCAGAAAAUCUUUGAUGUGAACUUAUUCGGAGUCGUCAACGGCAUCAACACCUUCUUCCCCCAUUUCGAAAACAACACUUCUUCCGAGCAGAAAGCCAUAGUCGUGACAGGCUCGAAGCAAGGCAUCACCAACCCACCAGGAAAUCCCGCGUACAACGCAAGCAAGUCUGCAGUCAAGACCCUGACGGAGCAUCUCCACUUCGAUCUCGCCAAGUCUUCGCCCCAGACUUCUGUGCAUCUGCUCGUGCCAGGCUGGACCUUCACCGGCUUGACGGGUGGCGGUCAGACGAAGACGAAGCCUGAUGGUGCGUGGUCGCCAGAACAGGUGGCGGAUUACCUGUACCAGAAGAUGGGUGAGGGCAAAUUUUAUGCCAUUUGUCCCGAUAAUGAUGUGGAUUGGGAGACUGAUCGCAAGCGCAUGACCUGGACCAUGGGAGAUGUGGUGUAUGAGAGGAAGCCGCAGAGCAGAUGGUUGGAUGAGUUCAAGGAGGAGGCGAAUGAGACGAUGAAUGCGAUGAAAUUGGGUCAAAGCCAGAAGGGAAGUUCAUCUUGAUCAUUUGACGAUCGCGAGCGAGGCUGCCAAUGAUAGCAUGUUCGCAGACUUCAUUGGCUAGUGGAUCAAGUCCACUUGAAGAUAGCUGAGAGUGAGAGAUUGAGAGUGAGAGAGGCCAAUUCAAUAUCUGAGCGAGCGGCCCUAUAACGAACUUCUUCUGUCGUCUACUUCC